This is a messenger RNA of Cryptococcus deneoformans JEC21, 1146 nucleotides long. Its product is annotated as transport-related protein, putative. Gene Ontology annotation, cellular component: Golgi membrane. The transcript has 7 exons. NCBI's taxonomy places the organism in Eukaryota, Fungi, Basidiomycota, Tremellomycetes, Tremellales, Cryptococcaceae. Bases 175 to 1038 code for a protein of 287 amino acids. The record is from RefSeq and is a predicted model, not a curated record.
GGUGAACCAACCACGCAGCAGAGGAGUCUCGAGUUUCAAGUAGCUUCAAGGAUUAUCUGUAGUUUUUUUAUCCAUUUUAUAUUUCAACACCCCAUUUCAAUCCAAAAACACGCAUUCGAGCCGUCAAGGGGCUAGUAACUUUACAAGCUGUCAUCCAUCCGUCUGCGUCCAAAAAUGGCGUCUCCGCUUUUGCCUCUUUCGGGAUCAUCACACCCUUCUUCAACCGGUGGUGAUUCUCGAAGAUGGGAUCUUUCGGGCGGUGCAGGGUUUGGAGGCUCAAGAAAUAUGGGUCUAGGCAUAGAGAUGGAUACUGGACUGGGAACAGGAAGAGGAGGAUUGUCUACGCAGUUGAAGAGAUUAACGAAAUUCAGGAGCAUGGACUUUGAGCUGGCUUUUUGGCAACUGACAUAUUUGGUCGUUGCCCCUAGAAGAGUGUAUAAACAGACAUACCAUCACAAGCAAACGAAGAAUCAGUGGGCGCGAGACGACCCAGCAAUGCUCAUCCUGAUAGCAGGAUGCUUAGCAGCUGCCGGUGUCGCUUGGUCACUCGUAUACCGCCUCCCUUUCUCAAACCUCAUAACCUUGCCUCUUCUCAUGAUCUUUCGAGAUUUCCUUCUUUCUUCGCUCGCCGUCGCGACAAUCCUCUACUUCCUCUCUAACCGCCUCCUCCUCGCGCCCUCUGUUCCCCAUGCUUCAGCAUCAGAUAACAGGGUGGAAUUUGCAUAUGCGUUCGAUGUCGCUGUGAACUCGUUCUUCCCAAUGUUCUUGACUGUCUACGUUGGACUAUUGCCAUUGGCCGUUUUAGUCGUCCGAGACAACUGGGUGUGUCUCUGGGCCGGAAAUACACUGUUCUUGAUCGCUCAAGUUCAAUAUGUAUAUGUCACCUACUUGGGUUACGCUGCACUCCCAUUCGUAGCUCGCUCGCAGAUCUUACUCUCUCCUCUGCUUCCUAUCUUUGGCGGAUAUCUUUUAAGUCUAUUGGGAUUCAACACUGCCAAGCACGCGUUGGAGCUUUACUUCCGGCAAAGCUGGAAGUGAAUGGUUCAAUUUGUUAGGGGGCCAUAUAGAAGGUUUUUGGGUAUUGACGAUGUAGGAUCAUUUUAUCGCAAUACGAUCAAGCGCCAUGCAUGUUAUCUUGUUUACCCC